AUGGCGCUCAGCAAUUUCCUCUUCGCCCAGUGCAUCUGCUAUUUCCUGGCCUUUCUCUUCAGCUUCAUCGUGGUGGUGCCACUCUCCGAGAAUGGCAACGACUUCCACGGCCGGUGCCUGCUCUUCACCGAGGGCAUGUGGCUCAACGCCAACCUGACGGUGGAGCGGCAGCGCUUCACGGUGCAGGAGUGGGGCCCCGAGGCUGCCUGCCGCUUCAGCAUCUUCACCGGGCUCCUCUCCCUGCUGCUGGCCACAGUGCAGGCCUGGAGGACCCUCUUCUUCCUCUGCAAAGGGCACGAGGACUCUUUCUUUUACGCCUUCCUGAAUCUGCUGAUCAGCGCCUUUGUGGUGUUCAUCACAUUUAUUGCCAGCACUAUAGUGAGUGUAGGAUUUAACAUGUGGUGUGAUGCAAUUACUGAAAAAGGAAGCAUGCCAAAUAGCUGUGAAGAAUUACAGGAUAUAGAUCUUGAGCUGAACUUGGAAAACUCUGCUUUCUAUGACCAAUUUGCUAUUGCACAGUUUGGUCUCUGGGCUGCCUGGCUGACUUGGCUGGCAAUUACCAUCCUGGCUUUCCUGAAGGUUUAUCACAACUACAGGCAGGAGGACCUGCUAGACAGCCUGAUCCAUGAGAAGGAGCUGCUGCUAGGAAGAUCCCCUUCACGAUCCUCUUUGCAAGAAGACAAAAGUGGCAUGAUCUAAAGUGUAAGGAAAUUUCCAAGGCAGGAUCUAGAUUUUAUUAUUCAGUAGUGUGAGCUGAAGUUGAGUCAGGGUAUUGAGUGUGUGAGAUCUUUUCUUUUCCUGAAAUGAAUUUUUGAAUCACUCACUUCCCCCAUGAGAAAUUGUUGGCAGAAAUACUGAUAUUAGGGUAAUGAGAGUGAACUGCCCUGUGUGCCUAUGGCAUAGCAAGCUUUCUGUCCUGUGCAGGCAAAGUUUGUACCCUGCCCUUGUCAGCAGAGCUCCCAGGUGCCAUCACUGGUUUUUGGGACAGAGGCCAUUUCUGAGGACUGAGCUGGCAAGACCAGGCUACAGAGUCCAGGCUAUUUCUUCAACCUAUUCUCCAACAAUAGCUGUAACUGGAGCUGCAUUCAGUCCCUCCCCUCUCCCUCUCCUCCCUUUCCCAGUGAAGCUGCCCCUGUUCUCUCCUUAUCCCAGGAAGCUGCAGCUCUGGUUUGGGUGCAGACUCUCGCUGUCUCUGCUUUUGCUGUAUGGAUGCAGUGCUGAAAAACAUGUUGCUCCUGCUCUGAUUUUAUUUAAAACAUAGAGACCUGUGUUCCAGACUUGAUAUUUAAUAUUGGACAGUGUUAAUUAUUUCCAUGAAACCUGCAUAUUACUACAGCACCUGUUAAAAACUGUGUAUAAUAUGGAAAGAUGAUGGAGAACUUUUGUGAUUUUGUUUCUUCUUAGAUUUUGGCAUGACCAGCAUUUAUUAUGACUUCUGAAGUGAAGUGUAGCUAGAAAUUGCUGAAGCUUGCAUACUAAGAAAUUAAGCUGAAUAGAUAGUAUUAAUGCUUGUGCAUUUAUAAAUGUAACUUGGUGCCUAACAUUGUAUACUAUUCUGUUUCGAAUAUUAGAAUUUAUUUGUGAUAUUUAUUUCAUAUAGGAUAUUCAAAAUUACUGUAAGCAUUUGCAUUGUAGGUUUCUAUAUAUAAACAUAGCAGGGAGUUCAAACAGCUGAGUUAUUUUAUAGGUAGUUCAGUGCUGAAUGGGUCCAUUCUCCCCACUCAUGGGCAGGAGUUCCAGGGCAGAUGAAUUUUGCUGUGAAAAGGAAGAUUGCUAUUUACACAAAGCUCACUGGUGACUGUGUUGUUGCUUUCAGUUUUGCUUGGCCAGUGCUUAACAAAUCAGGUGGAUUGUUGAGAUCAGAGGUAGUUCUGAUAAUUAGGCAGAGUCACUCAGAGGAGUGUGGGAUUUGCAUGGCAAAGCUGUGCUAGAAUUAAGCAUUUAUCCCCAGGUACACAUUACACAGAAUACCCCAAAUCAGCAGAAAGCUAAGGCAAACACCUAAGUAUGGACUGAAGAUUUUUUUUUUGAGAGUACUGCACACUGCCUGUGGUACCUGUGCUUGAGUUGAGACUGAAUUUAUUGUGACAGAAGUGCAAAUCACACACAAUUAUAUGACCUGGUAAAUCAGGGUGAGGAGAGAGAAGACAGCAGGUUCUACCAUGUCAGGGCUCAAGCCUGGGGUUAGCACAACCAUGCAGAUUUGUCUUCUAGAGACUCUCUGAUGCUUAGCUAAGUACCAGCUUAAGCAUUUCAUUGAAACAGAAUUUGAUGACAAAUCCCUCAAUUAUUAAACAUUUUAGGGUGUAAAAUCUGACAUAGUAUUUAACUGCCAAAAUAUUCUCAUAGGUUUAGAGAGAAAACCCUAAGCAGUGAGCCAGCCCUGUCAACAUUGCUUAUGAGCCCAGCUGGCCACAGCUCUCUGCAGAGAGGUCUUGUUCUUCAGCAUGAUUUCUGCCCACCAGAGAAUGUAAUCCCUUUGAAAGCUUUGCAGUGGUGGCUUUUUUUUAUGGUUGGGAGUUGACAUCAGAGCAGGACCCCUGGAGAGGCAAUCAGAGAUCAUGUUAAUUAAUUCCAAGUUAAAAUUCAGAUAUCAGGACUGUCAGAGUGACUUUUUAAAAUUAAUUUGGUCUAAUAGUUUGGCUAUUAAGAAAAAUUUAUUCAGUGAAAGAGUUGUCAAGCACUGGAAAAGGCUGCCCAGGGAAGUGAUGGAGUCACCAUCCCUGGGCAUAUUUAAAAGAAGCAUAGAUGUGGCACUGAGGGACACUGAGGGUUAAGUGGUGACCUUUGCAGUGCCAGGUUAAUGGUUUGACUGGAUGAGGUCUUUUUUCUCCUAGAGGUCUUUUUUCUGUCUCUAGUAGGUGAUACACUCUUGCAAGUACCUGAGUCCAUUGCCAGGGAAUGACCUUCAGACCCUGAAGAAGAGCUUGGGUCUUGUAAGUUAUCCUGUUUCCCCGGUUUCCCCAGUUUCCCCAGUUUCCCCAGCUGUGAAAGGCAGUCUCACUUUCACUCAGCAGUGAUGUCUCUUCCCACAAAUCACUUCAGUGCAUGCCUUACUCCUUGUGUGGAACCAUGCUGCUGCUUUGUACAAUAUAUUUUAUGCAUAUGCCAAAUCAGGCUUAGGCUGAAGUAACAUGUGGGCUGGGACCACUGCUCCUGGUGCUGCCUGAGGGUUUGAAGAGCCAUGAGGCAGAAGGUAACAAGUGUUCUUGUGGUUCUUGCUCUGAGGUAUCAGGGCCCAAGCUUUGGUUCUGAAAGAGAGGAUGCUGCUAUGGGUGAGGCUGUCUGGAGCUCAUGCUCUCUUCUACCUCUCCUGUCUCAAGGUCUUUUCCCUCCUUUCCACUUCCAUGAGAAGCAGCAAACACUGGAUUUGGAGUUGCCAUGCAAAAUGGAAAGAAGCUGAAGCUCCUCUAUGAGUCCCAUGUGAAUCUCAGUCUGUUUUUCACAGCUUCCCUCCUUGACCAGGUGGGGUGAUGCUGGUACCCCCUUGCAAGCAUCAGUGAUGCUUAAAGGCAGAGCUGGUUUUGGUGGAAGCCCUUGUGUGAGUCAGAAGGCAGAGGAUGUAGUGAGAAACUCUCUGGCUGGCCCAAGGGGAGGAAGGGUAACCUGCAGCCCCCAAUUAUUGGACACACAUGGUGCUUUUUAUCUGCAGUAAGUUUUCUGCAACCUCUUCUCCUAAAGCUUGGGCAUCCAGGCCAAGCUGGUGAUACCAAGCUGAAAACGUGUUAGAAUUGUGUUAUAAUUUUGCACACAUACAUAACUACCUACUAUGCUCUCUCUCAUGCAUUUCUCUCUUUUGUACAUUUCUGACACCUGCUUUUAGUCAUCCAUUGCCAACCAGCACAUCAUGGGGCUGAGUCAAAUGUUGCAUUUCUGUGACAUUUCGAUAUCUUUAAUUUCCCAUGUCCAAAGGGAGGCCUCUGGGAGCACUCUAACAAGAGUUGUAUUCAAAGAACUAGAACACUGUGUGGUACUUCUACCUGUAUUUAUUUAUUUAUUGUCACAUGGUGGAAGGGCAAAAAGCUUUGUGGCCUUUCCAAGGCACUAGGCUGUUGCCACACUAUUCUUCUGUUGUACCAAAUAUAUUCUCUGGCUACCAUCUGAGGUUAAAUUCCCCACCAAUUCCCUGCCAGCAGUCCUCAUUGAGUUAGAAUAAUCUAAGCUGACAAGUGUCAUCUGAGCUUUUGGAUCAAUGCUGUUUUACUAUUUUAUGUAAUGGAGAAACAAUUGCAGCCAUCUUUUGGAACAGAGCUUCCUCAUGAGUGCAUUCAUGAUCAAAACAUACCACUAAUUUAUGAGGCAUCUUUCAGCUGGGAGAUUUCAGUGAGAAUCACAAAAAUAAGAGCAUGAUGAUUUACUUAAAAACUGCAGGAGAGGUUUGUGCUAUGGCAGCAAUUCUGUGGUCCCUUAAAAAAGGAGGUUGUAUAACAAGCAGUGAUGGAUGAUUGAGUGCACAGACCUUGUGGGUCUGUAGGAUGAAACUUCCUCUGUGUAUGUACAAUGUACACAGAUAAAUGCCAGGAAUAGUUCCACUGCUCUUCUCUGAUGUGGAUAUAGGCUCCUCUCUUAAUAGGCAGCUUCAGCUAGAGGAGUUGUUGAAUGCCUUAAAUUUCUACACUUGCUUUUACUUAGUACUGGGACUUGUGCAAUGACAAUGAUUAUGAUAGCCAGAGGUGGAAGUGAUGUGGGCAGAGUAGGAAAGCACUGCCAGUGCAUAACCUCCCAAAGGCUGAGAUGAGUUUCUAAUGCUGGUUUGCAGGUGUUUGAAUUCCUCCCCUUUAUCUGAGUAAUGUCCUGCUGCUAGCCUAAAUUAGUCCAGUUAGGAUCAGAGUCAGAUCUCCCUUCAAGCCCUUCACUCCCAAUAUGGAACACUGCUGAUUUAACCUAUGUAGUGUUCAGGAUGGAAGCUGUAUUUUAUGAAAAACAAAUCUGGAUUGUGACAAAACUUUUGUUUUUUCUCUAUCAAUGGCCUGAGUAUCCUUGAGCAAAUGACCAUCUUAGCUGUGUCCAGAUCCUAAAUCUGUGCCUCAGACCAUUUCCUUUGCUGGUGGAAACAGCCCAUUUUUAUCUCUUGGAAUGUUUGAUUUGGAAACCACAAAUAUCCUUUCCUUCUGGUUAGGCAAUCUGGGAAUAGGAAUGUUUUACCUUCAGUGACAAAAUGGUCACAUAACUUCAUAAGAACAGAAAUAGUUUUAAAACUAUUUCUGUUCAUGGCCUUGAGGUACAUGUUUCUGUUUUUGUCCUCCAUAAGAAGGAGGAAAACUAUCCUGAGUUGUAUAUAUACACCUAAAAGCUUUUUUUAAUGGAUUUUUUUAACUGACAAAAUUUAACUCAGUGCUUUAUGAAGUUAAGGACUGCAUAGAAGACAGCACUUUGAUACUCUCCUGAUGUAGAAGGGAACUGCACUCCUUCAGAAAAAUUAGCAUUUGUUUCUGAGAGGUUAGAAAAGAAUUUACUUAAGUUAUGGAAAGUACUGCUUCUUUCAGUGCAGACAUUUAAUAAAUAGUGUAUUUCCAUCCUGUUGUUGGGAAGAGUAUUAACAAAGCCAUGAUUUCCCUUUAUUUUUUUUUUGUCCAUGCCAAAGAGUGUGAUUGCAAACAUAGAUUAAUGUGAAUGUAUUCACCUGACUGCUUAAAGAUCUCUACCUCUCAUAACUACUAUAACUGCUUGAACUGCUGUUGCACACAGUAGAGAAAAAAAAAAACUGAAUCCAUGUGAGAGCCUAAAUCCCAUUUCCAUAGACAGCUAAAUGAUUUAGGAUUUAAUGCUUAUUAGCUUCCUGUAAAAUCCUCAUUGCUAAAAAAUGAGCAUUUCCCCGAGAAAUGCUGUGUGAAUAGCACUUUGCAUUGGUCAAAUACUGAUAUAAUUUUAGUUUGAGAUUUUUAAAUUUAUUUUUUCUCACCAAAAUAAAAAGCCAAGAACAGCAAUUUGUUAGACACGAAAGGUUAUCCUUGACCUCCCUCGAAUCCUCCUCCUGGAACUCUUCUACUUGGCUUGAAAUUCCUAAAUAACAAUGAUUUAACGUGGUGCCUCUGGUGUUUAUCAAGGAGAUAAACUACUUGGAAGCAAGAGCUGCUCACUGAAAUAGCUGGAAUUAUUUGUAUAAUGGUGGAAACCCAAUGUGAGAAGCUUUUGUUCCCCACUCGACUGUGUUGUAAAGUGAAGGUUGAGACAACCUGCCAGGAGGUGAGAAUGAUGGUUUGUAAGUACUGUUGGUGUCUUGGAUGAUUUCUCAUACAAGUGAGUAAACUGUCCUGAGACUAAACUACUCUUCAUCUCCUCUUUUCCCCUUGUUUCCCCCAGACUUGGGCAAAUUUGACUCUACUGUGGAUACAGACUCUGAAGUGUACUUAUGAAUGGGAGAAAAAUUGCAGUGUCUAUGGCAGAUUUUGUAAAAAAAUAAGAAAAACAGUCAAAGAUAUUCCCUAUUCUCAUUCAGCCUCUCUGGAUCAUGACAUUGAACCCUCCCCUUUACAUAAGCCAGGCCUGAUUUGGGUGAUGUGUUGCUCUGGGAGGUUUCCAAGGCUGGUGCCAGCAGUCUCUCCAGGAACCUGGUGGAGUUAGACAAGUGCUAUGUUAAACCAUAAAAAACUAUUUGAAAAUAUGUUUGUUAAAUCAUAAAAAGCUGUUUGUCAUGGUAUCCCACAUUACACAGUCCAGAACUCUUCACCCCAUCUCUCCUGCAGCAGAGAGAAUGAUUUUUCCCAAUUAACCCUGUGGAGUACAACAGUUUGUGUCUGAAACACAGCACAUCUUCCUGGAGCACACAGGAUCUGGAUGGCAUCAGUUAAUCCAUUCCACUUUCUAGGCUGCUUUCUGAACAGAAAUUGUUAAUGAGGAGUUAGUGUAUUUCCUAAGAGGGAUUUCAGCUUUUGGGCUGUGAUGAGAGGGAGUGGUAUUGACACCAAUUUCAGCCUUUGCUUGGCUGCUCAGCCCCUACCCUCACAAAUUGCAGAACCAUGGGCUGACCCAAAAUCAGCUUCUGGAGAGAGCCACCUGUGCAGGUAUCUGGUGUAAAGGUGCUGACAUUGCCACCAGGUUUGGAGGAAAGCAGACCCAGAUCUCCUACUCUGGCCCUUUGUGCAGUGCAGCUCGUGAGUGGCACAGGAAGGAAGGACUGUUCCCAAAUUUCCUUUUACUCAGUAUUUGUGAGUGGAGCUCAUCAGUACCCAUAGUUUUAAAAGGUUUAGUGGUUUUGUGAGGUACCACUUGCAAAGAUCUGAAGCAGAUCUUUCUUUCUUGUGAGUCAGUGCAGAGCCUGAAAGCAUUUCAGCCUCUCAGAAAUAUGUGCCCUCUGAUGUAUGUAUUCAUGAGCUACUGCCUCUUAUUGCUGCCUGGGAAAAGCUUUAUAAGAGGCUAGAUUAUCUCCUUUUUUUAAUUUAUUUUUUUUAUUUUUAUAUUUUUUUAAUGCUGCUAAAGAGGUUCCUGCAAUGGGUAUUUGGGGAGAAAAUGGAACACUUUUUCAUGAUUUGUUUAACCACUGAGAGCAGCUGAGGAGCAGAUCCCUCAGCAGUGUACACAGAAUAUCCUGUGAGGAGCCACCGCAGUCCACACAAGCUGAGGGUAGAGCCUGGCCUGUUUUGAAUAUUAUUUCUGUUGAUUUGUAUGGUCUUUUGCAGUGUAAUGACUGCUGACUUUGAGCUUUAAUUGCAUGUGUUUGACAAAACCAGAAAGAGAGUGAGGUUUAUUAUUGUUUUGAUACAGUCUCAAAAGGGAAGCUUUUUACUAGCAUUUUAAUACAGCCCUUUGUAAACACCCAGCAAAGAAAAAUGCUGAGUCCAAUCCUCCUGCUAGUGGAGUCACUGAGUUUCCCCUGGCUUUAGUAGGAGCUGGACUGGGCUCAGUGUACGUGGUACACCCCAGCAUCACUGAUAAUGAGUUAAUGUGUUUUAUAUAUGGAUGCUUUUUGCUGAACAGUGCAUUGGCUUUUUAUGAUUUGGUGAAAUAGAAAAAUAAAUUAUUUGAAAAGUCAA
This is a messenger RNA of Oenanthe melanoleuca, 7973 nucleotides long. It is a transcript of the gene TMEM179, whose product is annotated as transmembrane protein 179. The transcript is spliced from 4 exons. The coding region runs from base 1 to 699 and encodes 232 amino acids. Lineage: Eukaryota; Metazoa; Chordata; Aves; Passeriformes; Muscicapidae. The record is from RefSeq and is a predicted model, not a curated record.